Molecule: messenger RNA, 1167 nt
Organism: Pyricularia pennisetigena
Lineage: Eukaryota; Fungi; Ascomycota; Sordariomycetes; Magnaporthales; Pyriculariaceae
Exons: 2
Coding region: 1-1167 (388 amino acids)
Biological process (GO): response to oxidative stress
Cellular component (GO): nucleus
Source: RefSeq, a predicted model, not a curated record
AUGACGAGCAUCAACUCCGCCAUGAAUUACUACCACGGCAGCAACUCACCGCCCAACUCAUCGGGGGCCGCUACGCCUACCACCACCGCAUCCGCCGGCUCCUCUGGCCUGUUCGGCGGCGGUCUGUACAGCGCCUUAGGUGGCCUCAUGCGCCGCUGGUCCAGCGGACCAGAAGGCAGCGGUCAACUUGGCCAAGAGGAAGACGAUGGUGCACACAGCACCGGGAACGGCGUCGAUGGCGUGUAUAGCUCUAGGAGGUUCAGGCCACACCACGCAAAUACAUAUCCACGUGUCCCCUCGCCGCUCCGCCCGCCUCCGUUGGAACCCCUGGUGCUCCACGGCUUCCGCGACGACACCCCGGACUCGGCGCGCCUGAUGACUGCCCCCGUUGCAGAGGAGAUUCGCAUCAUGAUCCCCGAGAGGCUGCGCAUCGAGGAGGAUUGGAAGUUGAUAUACAGUCUGGAUCAGGACGGUGCCAGUCUUGCCACCCUGUACGAGAAGUGUGCGCCUUUCAGGGGCCGCCGGGGUGGCUUCGUGCUUGUGGUGCGGGACGACGAAGGAGGGACUUUUGGUGCUUACCUGUCCGAAUCACCACACAUCGCGCCCCACUACUUCGGUACAGGCGAAUGCUUCCUGUGGCGUGCUUCCACGAUGAGCCCCCUGCCCCCUCCGCCCUCCGCAGACACGACACACCUGACGGGCCGCACGACCACGAUCUCAUCGUCCCCCGCCGCCACGACGAGACGAGCACCGCCGGCCCUGAUCCCCAUAUACGACACGGACCUCGAGACGCAGGGCACAAGCACCUACGACAUCCACGCAGACGAUGACGACGACCGGGGCUACACAACAACAGACGGCCAAAGCCAGCAGCAGCCCACCCCGCCUAUCAAAUCCUCCUCCCCGAUGCCGCCGCAACCGUCGUCCCCUUGUAUCCGCUUCAAGGCCUUCCCCUAUAGCGGCGUCAACGAGUACUACGUCUACUGCGAGCCGCACUGGCUCAGCGUGGGCGGCGGCGACGGCAAGUACGGCCUUUGGCUCGACGACUCGCUCGAGAAGGGCGUCAGCGCCACGUGCCUCACGUUUGGCAACGAGCCGCUCAGCGAUGAGGGUGAGAAGUUUGGCGUCCUCGGCGUGGAGCUGUGGGCCAUAGGCGCCAAGGACUAG